Molecule: messenger RNA, 2424 nt
Organism: Mercenaria mercenaria
Lineage: Eukaryota; Metazoa; Mollusca; Bivalvia; Venerida; Veneridae
Exons: 2
Coding region: 1-2424 (807 amino acids)
Source: RefSeq, a predicted model, not a curated record
AUGAUUCUACAGAAACUCCUAACACAGAGAAACGCCCAGAGAAACGUAGUGGAGCAAUACUUAGAGAAAAUCGAGGCGAUCAAAGACGAAGCAAACUUCUCACCUAUAAAGUACAAUGCCGUUCUGGAGUCAUUGGAGGUGAAGUUUCAACAGCUCAAGGUACUUGAUGAGAAAAUUUCAAAUCAGACAGACAUCGAGGAACUCAACGAUGAGACGUUACAGACGGAGAUGUAUUCCUUGGAUCUAUACAUGCAGUUACAGCUAUUGAAAGACUUUGGUAAGCAGAGAGAAGAACAAACAACGAUAACACAAUCAACAUCGACAGAGCAAGGACAGAACACAAAUGCGGUAAUGACAGACAGCCAAACUGUAAGUGAACUUUCUAGAGUUUCCCAUCCGUCCCAGUUUCAUAAACUUCCUAAUCUGGCCCUUCCCACAUUUGAUGGUAGUAUUCUACGCUGGCAGACCUUUUGGGACUCGUUUGAUUCCACAGUCCAUAGUAACCCCAACCUAACUGAUGUACAACGUUUCAGCUAUCUUAAGAACCAAUUAGAAGGCGAGGCUGAACGUACUAUAGAAGGAUUUGCCUUGACCAACGAUAAUUAUAGCAGAGCGGUCAGUCUGUUAAAGGAAAGGUUUGGUCAGGUACAUAAGAUCACCCAUGCUACAAUGCAGGCGUUACUUAGUUUACCAGCACCCGGUAAUGCAUUACCUAGCCUACGAAACUUCCAUGAUAAACUAGAGGCAUAUAUAAGAAGUCUAGAGUCACUUGGUGAAUGUCAGGAAUCAUACGGAAAUUUACUAGUCCCCAUUGUUAUAGAUAAACUCCCCUCCGAGAUAAGACGCAAUAUGACACGUAACCAUGGUAACAAUCGCUGGCAGUUAUGUGAGCUUAGAGAGGCUAUACGUACAGAGCUAGACAUAAUAGAAGCUGGUGAUAGUAUAUCUACAGGACAGCACGGGCUAUAUAGAUAUAGUACAACAGCAUCAUUCUUGACCGAAACCCACGUUAAAACCCACAAACCAGGUAGAUGUCGCAAAUGCAACAAACGUCAUCAUACUAGUAUAUGUAACAAUGGUGUAAUCAGAAAUCAACCACAGACCCGGCCUGAAAUAUCUUCUACAUUAAGACCAGAAGCUGCUGUAUUUCAUUCUACGUCUAGAAAUGUCAACGCAGGUGUUUUGCUAAAAACUGCGACAGCAACAGUAAGUUCCGGAAGUAUAAACGCGGCUGCAAACAUACUGCUAGACGAGGGUGCGCAGAGAUCCUUUAUAACAGAAGAUCUAGCCAAUCAGUUGAAAUUAACACGUCAGCGUCCUGAAACAAUUUCCCUUUCUACAUUUGGUAACCAUGACAACAGACUAAUGCAUCUUGAUACAGCAACCGUGCAUAUUGUAACAGACGAGCGUGAAUUGAUACCAAUCCAUGUACUAAUUGUCCCCAGCAUAGCUACGCCCAUGAGUAACAGAACCAUACAUCAAGUGUCUAAAUACAGUUACCUGAGAGACCUAAAACUAGCCCAUCACAUAACCGGAGAAACGAUAUUCAAUAUAUCUAUACUGAUUGGAGCAGAUUACUACUGGACGAUAGUAGAAGACCAGAUUAUAAGAGGAGAAGGACCGACAGCUGUGAAAUCCAAGCUGGGAUACUUGUUAUCGGGACCAGUAGCAGACGAUAGACAUCGUAACGUGAACCAAUCAGAACACGUGAUGAAUGUUAGUAUAACCUCCCGUGCAGCAGACGAAAUGUCAUUAGAGCGAUUCUGGAAAUUAGAGAGUAUGGGAAUUCUACCAGAGGAUGAAGACACGAAAGAUACCAGCGUGUUACAACAGUACAAGGCUACGUGCAUUGAUAUCGAAGAUGGACAGUAUAUAGCCAAACUACCGUGGAAGCAGGAACACCCUACCCUACCGACGAACUACAACGUCACUCUACGACGUACUGAGAACACCAUACGUAGACUAUCCAAAGAACCCAAAAUGCUGCAGUUCUACAGUAAAAUAAUCUCAGAUCAAGAGAACCGCGGAUUUAUUGAAAAAGUUAGUGACGUCACAGAGACUCAAACCAGGGUUCAUUACAUACCGCAUCAUCCCGUACGUAAAGAAUCAAGUACCACCCCAGUUCGGAUAGUGUAUGAUUGCAGUUGCAAACAGACUAAAGACCAUGCCAGCUUAAACGACUGUCUUGAAUCCACACCGCCAGAUCUUAACGAUAUCACAUCCAUUUUGCUCAGGUUUAGACUACACAGACAUGCAGUGACAGCUGAUAUAGAGAAAGCCUUUUUACAAAUAGGACUCCACAAAGAUGACCGUGAUGUAACUCGUUUCUUCUGGCUCAGCAAUCCAAACGACCCAAACAGCCCUCUUGUGACCUAUAGGUUCAAAUCCGUUCUUUUCGGUGCACGUGCUCGCCUUUCAUACUGA